Molecule: messenger RNA, 153 nt
Organism: Hyaloscypha bicolor E
Lineage: Eukaryota; Fungi; Ascomycota; Leotiomycetes; Helotiales; Hyaloscyphaceae
Exons: 1
Molecular function (GO): DNA binding
Source: RefSeq, a predicted model, not a curated record
ACAAAAUCACAAAGACAAUUGGCUCGGGAAUAUAGUAUUGGCAAGUCCAGCUUACAGGACAGAAUCAAAGGUGCCAAAUCGAAGGUUCAGGAGGCGCAAGAGCGGCAGCGUCUUACGGUUUUGGAAGAGCUAGCUUUGAAGGACUGGUGCUAA